Messenger RNA from Sphaeroforma arctica JP610, 180 nucleotides. RefSeq lists its product as hypothetical. Lineage: Eukaryota; Ichthyosporea; Ichthyophonida. The transcript has a single exon. The record is from RefSeq and is a predicted model, not a curated record. Bases 1 to 180 code for a protein of 59 amino acids.
AUGCAGUCCCCCGUGGUUGCUCCAUCAGCUAAACCCGCACACAAUGCAAGCGCGCACGAUCUGGUACUGACUGCUGCGGUCCCAGCCAGCCCCAAUAUGCCUACAUUCCUCUCGAAGUUUCUGCAACCAGCGCACUUCCCGGUGAAAAGUUCCGAUGGAGUUGAAGCACUCACGAAAUAG